Messenger RNA from Gloeophyllum trabeum ATCC 11539, 453 nucleotides. RefSeq lists its product as uncharacterized. Bases 1 to 453 code for a protein of 150 amino acids. NCBI's taxonomy places the organism in Eukaryota, Fungi, Basidiomycota, Agaricomycetes, Gloeophyllales, Gloeophyllaceae. The transcript has 2 exons. The record is from RefSeq and is a predicted model, not a curated record.
AUGGAGACAUUGACGAGCUGCUGGGACGACAAGACGGCAGCCUGGAGGGGAAGCUCGCCUCUGACUAUACGAGGAACACCUAUCCCGCUGGUGCACAUGCCAGACGUGUAUUCCCGUCAUUAUCGGAAACAGUGGCGAGUAACGAAGCAGCAGUGGGCUGAAUGGAAGUAUCUGGUCGAAGAAUAUACGGAGCUGGGUGAUACGGAAUUCUGGAACAAAUACUCCCUCGGAGGACGACGACAGACUAUAUCCAGGAUUUCCAAGCGUAUCAAGCGCAACCGCUCACAUGAGAACCGUGAACUCGCGGCAACAGCUCGUCUACGAUAUGGACCGCAUUUCAAGGAACUAUUUUCAUAUCGGAAGGAUAAGGUCGAUCACAUAAUGACCCGAGCUCCGGACAUCGCUCGCAGGUACAAGGAGCUUAAUGGAUGGGAGGGAGAGAGGUAUACAUAG